AUGUCGGGAGUUGAACUUGAUCUUGUUUGUCCAGAAAUUGAUGUUGAUGAUUUUUCGUCAGUAUCAAAAUCCAAUCAACCUGAAAAUACCUUCGUUGAAGAAGAUCAAAUAUUGGAACAUAGUGAUGAAAUAACACAUGUCGUCAAUAACCUUGAAACUCAAAUAUCAAAUGAAAAUAUUCUUACAACAACCAAUCAUUGUCCUAAUGAAGAAUCUAUUGAUUCACAACCGAGAAUAAUACAAGAAAAUGAACAAUAUAAAUCAACAUCAAUGAAUGUUAUACAAACUCCAAGUGAAGUACAAACAAUAUCAAUUAAUGAUGAAAAAGAAACUAAUGCUUUACAAAAUAUAUUUAAUGAUACUGUUUAUUUUUUAAUUAAAAGUGGAAAUGAAGAAAAUGUUUCAUUAGCUAAAGCUAAAGGUGUAUGGUCAACACCACCUGCAAAUGAAAAUAAACUUAAUCGAGCAUUUCGACAACGUCGAAAUGUUAUUUUAAUUUUUUCAGUUGCUGAAAGUAAAGCAUUUCAAGGUUUUGCACGUAUGUCAUGUGAAGCUCGUCAUGAUAGUCAACCAAUUAAUUGGGUAUUACCACCUGGCAUGAGCAAUCGAGCUUUUUCUGGUGUUAUUUAUAUUGAUUGGGUCUCUCGACGAAGUUUACCAUUUAAUCAAACUCUACAUUUAUUUAAUUCAUGGAAUGAAAAUAAACCUGUUAAAAUUGGACGAGAUGGACAAGAAAUUGAACCACGUUGUGCUGAAGCUUUAUGUCGUUUAUUUCCAUCUGAUCCAACAAUUGAUAUUAUAUCAAUAUCAAGAAAAGCCGAUAAACAUAAAUUAUCACGAUCACCAUUAACAAUAAAUCCAACAGAAGAUAUAAAUCAUCGUUCAUCUACAUCUGUUGAUCGUCAUAGACGUCAUCGAUCAAGAAGUCGAGAACAUAACAGUAAAGAACCACAUCGUAAACGACGACAUCGAUCACCAUCAGCACAUUCGGAUCAUGGUAAUAAACGUAGUCCAAAUCGAAAACAUUCACAUCGUAGUAAUGGUGAUCCACCAUUACCUAAUAAUCUCGAUAAAAGAAUGUCACAUAUAAUGGCUAAUGGAACAUAUGAAGAUUAUGUAAAAUAUAUGCUUGAAACUCAAACACCAUAUACUGGAUAUACACCAACUAUGUUUCCAUCGACGACCUAUCCAAUGGUUUAUGAUCCAACUGGUCUUUAUACAAUGGGAUAUGAUUCACAUAGUAUACAUAGUGGAGUUUAUAAUAAUGAUCCAAUGAAUAUGUAUUUACCUCAGCCACCAUCAUCAUCAUCAUCCAUAUCUCAAAAUCCAACUGAAUACGAACAAGAAAUAAAUGCAUUUCUUCGUCAUACAACAUCAUCAUCACAUAAAGAAAAUGAUAAUGGAAAUAGAUCACAUCGAAAUCAUCAUUAUCAUCAUCAUCAUAAUUAUCAAUCAUCAUCUCGGCAUCGUUCAAAAUCUCGUGAAUAUCGUCAUUAG
Messenger RNA from Rotaria sordida, 1497 nucleotides. Lineage: Eukaryota; Metazoa; Rotifera; Eurotatoria; Philodinida; Philodinidae. The record is from the annotation of a GenBank genome assembly.